AUGCUCUCAGUGUCCGUGAGCAUGACGAUCAAUGUAGUCCCCCUGUUCAAGGACGUCGACAUGGAGAAGCAGGGGGGGAAACUCAUGAAGGUCAUCGGUGUGGCCGUGACGAUGCUCGACAAGAUGGACGAGUUCAAGCCUAUGCUGGUCAAGCUCGGAAAAAGGGCAUGGUGGUGCCUCGAUUACAUCCUGACGCGACAAUCACACCGCGGCCGAGUGUCCAACAUGGAGGUUGUACCUCAGCCAGUGCGCCCAGUCAGAGCGGACUCAGACCACAACAUCGUAGUAGCCACCGUCGACCUCGGUGGCCGGCUGGCCCACAACCGACCUAUCCGGACAAACCCCAAACGGCGGCAGUUCAACCGACAGGAUCUGCAGGUCGAGGCAGCGCGAUGGGCGGUGUCCCAACGGUUUCUCUGCAACUUGCUCGCGAGGUCGGGCGCGCCGGCGACCACCACGCAGGAAAUGGCGAAGGAGUUCACGGAGGCCCUGCUUGGGUCGGCGGAGGAGGUGUCUGAGGAACCCCGGAGGCGGCGCACCCCGGAAUGGAACAUGACCGCCGCGGCACGGGCAGCCCUGGCGACCGCCCUUGACAAGCGACGGUCGGCGCGGCAUGCCUUCAAGGCCAGACCGAACGCAGCAACGUGGAGGAUCCUCAAAGCAACGUGCAAGGGGGUGAAGGCAACAAUCGCAACGAGCGUCUACGACCAACUGGAAGGGUAUCCUCGUAAGACGCUGGUCGCGAAGGUCCACGUGACCUACGGAGUGACGGACAACAUGUACCCCUCAGUGGUGUCGGCCCUCCUAAUCACCCUCGAGAAAGGACUGGGCGAGGAAUGCCACCAGUUGACCAAGGACGCUUGGGCAUGGGUCAUGAACUCCAUCGCGGCCGUCUGCAUCGCCGCCGCCAGGGAAGACACGCGAGCCCCGGCCGGAGGAACAAAGCUCCCUAUCAAGAAGAACACGGCGGCAGCGGCGGUGGCGGUGGCAGUCGCGGUCGCCGUGGGGGUUCUUGUGUUGUGGAAGUAA
Ectocarpus sp. CCAP 1310/34 is the source of this 1029-nucleotide messenger RNA. The record is from the annotation of a GenBank genome assembly. NCBI's taxonomy places the organism in Eukaryota, Phaeophyceae, Ectocarpales, Ectocarpaceae.